Mustela lutreola (European mink) is the source of this 1448-nucleotide messenger RNA. RefSeq names its product WD repeat domain 31 (gene WDR31). Gene Ontology annotation, molecular function: protein binding. The record is from RefSeq and is a predicted model, not a curated record. The coding region runs from base 376 to 1410 and encodes 344 amino acids. The transcript is spliced from 10 exons. Lineage: Eukaryota; Metazoa; Chordata; Mammalia; Carnivora; Mustelidae.
UUCUUCGCGGAGAAUAACAGUUGGGUUUAUGCUGGAGUAUUUCGAGGAAUACUGCACUGGAGAGUUAAAAGAGGAUCCUCUGAGUUAUGUUUAAGGUGACCGUGGGGUAUCUUACGGUGUAUGGAAAGCAAAUUCGGGCAGAAAUGGGUCUUGGAAUUCAGAUUUAGGCCAGGUUUCUUCUGGAACCAACAAGGAUAUUCCAGAGCCAUAACUGAGUCUACGGCUUUUCUAAGCCCUCUCCAGCCUUUCCUGACCUGAAAUUUGGGACAACCCAGCAGGGACAGACAACUUCCAGCAACCACAGGGGAUGCCACUGCUCAGCUGCAUCUGAAACGAGCUCCUUCUCACAAGGUUUUGUGUAGGUUCUGUGCAGCGAUGGGGAAACUGCAAAGCAAACUCAAACACAGCACUUACAAAUACAGCAGGCCUGACGGGAUUUUAGAGGAGAGAAUUCAAACUAAAGCUUGUCUGGAGUAUGGCCCAGCCCACGCGGAUAGUGUCUCUGUCGUUGCUGCUCUGAACUCAGACCUGUGUGUCUCUGGAGGAAAAGAUAAGACAGUGGUGGCCUAUAACUGGAAGAGCGGGGAUGUGGUGAAAAGGUUCAGAGGACAUGAACGAGAGGUCACGAAGAUAGCCUGUAUUCACGGAUCCAGCCUGUUCUUUAGCGCCUCUCGAGACAGGACAGCCAGGAUGUGGGACCUGCGUGGCCCCGCCCAGCCAAGGCAACAGUUCUCUGGCCAUGCCAUGGUGGUCACUGGAUUGGCUGUGAGUCCAGACUCGUCACAGCUGUGCACUGGCUCCCGGGACAACACCCUGCUCCUAUGGGACGUUGGGACUGGACAGUGUAUGGAUAGAGCUUCCAUCUCCAGGAACCUGGUCACUCACCUGUGCUGGGUCCCCCAAGAACCAUAUGUACUACAGACUUCUGAAGAUAAAACCAUCAGGUUAUGGGAUAGCCGGGGGCUGCAGGUGGCUCACGUAUUUCCCGCAAAGCAGCAUAUUCAGACCUACUGCGAGGUCAGUGAGGAUGGACACAAGUGUGUCUCCUGCAGCAACGGCUUUGGAGGGGAAGGCUGCGAAGCCACGCUGUGGGACUUAAGGCAGACACGAAACAGAAUAUGUGAAUAUAAGGGGCAUUUCCAGACUGUUGCAUCCUGUGUCUUUCUACCAAGAGCGCUGGCCUCGAUGCCUAUAAUUGCUACCUCAUCCCAUGACUGCAAAGUGAAGAUUUGGAACCAAGACACUGGAGCCUGCCUGUUCACCUUGUCCCUGGAUGGAUCAGGACCCUUGACUUCUCUGGCUGUUGGUGACACCAUCUCCUUACUGUGUGCAAGUUUCAACAAAGGAAUUCACCUGCUCAGAGUGGAGCGCAGCCAAGGGCUGGAGCUGCAGGAAGUGGCAGCCUUCUGAGGCCAGGAGGCACGCACUGACAAUAUCAAACGUGGCCC